Linum trigynum is the source of this 2503-nucleotide messenger RNA. The record is from the annotation of a GenBank genome assembly. NCBI's taxonomy places the organism in Eukaryota, Viridiplantae, Streptophyta, Magnoliopsida, Malpighiales, Linaceae.
CCCUAGUACGUAAACCUUAGCGAUCGAUCGAGAUGGCUGCUGAUCGCAACGGCGCGUGACGCUUGGACCUCGGCAGGGUGAUAGACGUGAAGCGGAGGAUCAGCUCGAACUUGGGCGUCGAGGUGGGGAGGCUAACUCUGUACGUGAUGCCCCGGUGGACGAAGAUGGAGGACCACCGGACGGUGGCUUCUUACGGCAUCAGAGCGGGAGAAACGGCGUUGCUGGAUUUGCAGAUCGAACCGAUCGGCGUGAUGGUGCAUUUCGUGGGCACCCCGAAUUCGAGCUACCCGAUCGAGUACGAUGAAAGGGUUGCCACUGUGAAGAGGUUGAUUGUGGCGCAGCUGAAGAAAACCGGGGUGGAGGAUAUCGGCCCCGAGGAUAUGGAGCUGCGGUUGGGUGAUGUGAAACUUGACAAUCCUCGGGCGGCGCUUCGGGAUUACGGUGUGGAGAACGCGAGUGUGAUCCUCGUCAGUACCGCCAAGGAGAUUUUUCUUCCACGACGUCCUACCGCUAGUGCUCUGUGAUGAUUAGAGUAAGAGUACAUUAAGUUAUGUAUGGAUGGGAUAUGUAGCUAGCUAGCCGCUACUAAUUAAUUAGAGUAUAUUAAGUUAUGUUCGGAGGUUGUAAGUCAUGUUGCUUCAUGUUUUUUCCCCCUCUCUCUCAUUAUAAUCUAUGUCAUAGUAUAAGAAAAAUAAUCUCAAAAGUUGUUUUGUUGCAUUGUUGCUCUAUUGAGAUUUCAGACUAAAAAUGAAAUUUGUUGGCAUGGCCGCAUGAGUAUAAUCAGUGGAGAUCCAGAUGCAAAUAAUAUAUGGUAGUCUUAAUAGAAGUGUAAUUGAGAAACUAUAUGAGGGGUUUAAUUAUAUUUUGUUACUCUAGCAAAUUUACAUUAUGGUGCGUUUGGAUAGGUGUAUCUCAAAUGUAAGUUAUUUGAAAUACAUGUAAUUUAAAUUCGUUGUUUGGAUACUCAUUUCUAUUUUGUUUGUAUUUUAAAUAUCAUCAUUUUUUUAUUUUAAUUUGAAGCUUUUUUGUCACUUACUACAAAUUUUGAUAAAUUACAGUUUGGUACCCAAAUUUAUUUUUUCUCAAUAUUUAGAGCCUAAAACUUUUAAAAUUUUACAAAAAGUUCCUUAAAUUUUGAUGGUAAAAUUACAUUUUGGUACCUUUAUUUGUUUUGCUUCACACUAUGUUACCUACACUUUUUAUAUUUUACAAAUAGGUCCAAUUUUUUGUUAGAAAGUAUUUCAAAUCACUAGUUGUUUAAAUGUAUUUGAAGUUGACAAGUAAUACACUAGACAUGUAUUUGAAAAUCAACCCAUGAAUUUGGCACAAAUCCAAACAAUAAAUAUAAUUAAUAUCCAAACACAUUAUUUGAUAUUUAGAAAUCUAAAUCACAAAUACCAAAUACAAAUUAUUCUAUCUAUACACGUCCUAUAAGAAUUGAUUGGAAGCUAAUAUAAGUUGUUUUGUUUCUAAAGCUAAUCAAUAUCUCCGCCGUAGCAAUCUGGCAAUUUCUAUUAUUUGAAAUCCGGGUUUAAUUCCCGGCAGCGGUAUUAUUUUUAAUUCUUACAAUCAAUCUACACAAUAUAUUAUGCACUUCACUCCAUGUUAUUGUUGCCACCUUGCACUUUGAUUGGUUCUCCUUAUUUGGUGGAAGGGCAACUUUGACAAUUUUUCAAACACUCAAGGGUCACUCAUUAUUAUUGGACUUUUGGUUUUCUUUUUAGUAAAUGCAAUUAUGAUUAAGGAAAAAGAAGAUUUGUUUAAGGUAAAUUCUACAUAAUAAUUAUUUGAAUUUUGCUCUGUGUAGAUUUAUUUUGUGUGGUUAAGGAAAAAACAGAGGUUAUCUAAAGUUGUUUAACUCCUAAAUGAGAUAAUGCUUGUGAAUUGGAUUUUGAGAUGAUAAAGAUGAUAUAUCGUUGUGGCGUGGAUGUUUGGGAAGAGGUUCCUUCGGAAUAGCUUUUUGCGCAUUAGGGUUUUACGUUAAACAGAUAAACCAAGCAUCAACCUUCAAAAGUUUUAGAAUCUUAAUUUCACAGUGAUUUCGGCAAACAUGAAGAGGAAGAAAGACGGGAAAUCUUGGCAAAAUACAAUCAAUUUAUAUUGUUUUAAAUUCUUUUAAUUUUCAAAUUAGCAUGUCUAAUUUUUACAUUAAAUUUUGAAAGGUAAGAUCGCAUGUUUAGUCGUAGGUUAAACAAUAAUUCGAUCAAUAUCGUACCGACUCGAUAUUUGUGUCGAAUGAGAUCAAACAAAAAAAAUCAAUUUUUUUACUCUAUGUAAUUUCUUAAAGUCGAGAUAGUUUUUCUUAGAAAAUUAUUAAACGUAAAAUAUGGUCCAAUGGAAUAACGUAAAUGCUUCUUCAACCUAACUACGUUGUUAUUUACAUCCGAAUAGUUCCAUUAACGAUUAAAAAAUAGUUGUAUAAUGAUAAACCAUUAAUCAUGAGUCGUUGAAAUUUUUCAUCCAACAACCGCUCCUCUUUUGAAAAUAUAGGACAUAGUCAAUA